ACGAACAAGCAUACGAGCGCUGAUGUGGAAUCAGCUCUUCUGGUAUCAAAACAGGGAUUGGCCACACCCUCUCCAACACAAAUUGGGCGGUUACGAGACUUGACGGACACGCUUGAUAUCGAAUAAAAUAGCAAAGUUGCCCUAGCAACUCCAUCCGGGAACCAAUCCGAGAAUUUCUGAGGACGAAAAUGUUGAGACUGAUAGAAGAGAGUGAUCGUGGCAGAAGAGCUCAAUGGAUGUUGUUUGCUCGAAAGGGAAGAUGAACAAAACCUUGACAGUGACAGGAGUUUUAUGAGGAGUAAUAUUUAUUUUGCCCUUUUGCAAAUAUAAACUGCGAAUAGGCGGGUUAUUUUUCCAUACUGUAAACGUCUCUUUAUUUAUCUUCUAAUGUGACGCAACAGCAUCAGUGGAUCCACAACCAGGAUCUUUUGAACAAUAGGACAGCUUUACUGAUGUACUGGACGUGACAUAUUAAACGCAGGGAAGCUCUGUGAGAAAUAAACAGAUUUGUUUUUGAAUAAGGUGUAGUGUUUGGUAGCACCGGUGGGCUGAGAUUUCUAACACAAGUCCAUCGAUAAACAUUUGCAUGAUGUACCAGAAUGGGUCAUCGGGCUGAUAUGAAAAUGAACCACAGGAGCAGUCCAGCAAAAGCUUAUGAUUUCCUUCUGAAAUUCCUGCUGGUUGGAGACAGUGAUGUGGGAAAAGGAGAAAUACUGGCCAGUUUACAGGAUGGGUCCAGUGAAUCACCUUAUGGAUAUAAUAUGGGAAUCGACUACAAGACAACUACAAUAUUGCUUGAUGGACGCAGAGUCAAGCUCCAGCUUUGGGACACCUCAGGACAAGGCAGAUUCUGCACUAUUUUCCGAUCUUAUUCCAGAGGAGCACAGGGUGUUAUCCUUGUAUAUGACAUCACAAACCGGUGGUCCUUUGAUGGCAUUGACAGAUGGAUUAAAGAGAUUGAUGAGCAUGCACCAGGCGUUCCCAAGAUCUUGGUGGGGAACCGGCUUCACCUGGCCUAUAAGCGGCAGGUGACCACAGAGCACGCCCAAGCUUUUGCAGAGCGACUGGGGGUCACGUUCUUUGAAGUCAGCCCUCUCUGUAACUUCAACAUUACAGAGUCCUUCACUGAAUUGGCUCGGAUUGUACUCAUGAGGCAUGGUAUGGAACGACUUUGGAGACCCAAUAAAGAUAAUAACCGCUCAAAAUUAAUAACACACGGUAACCUAGAUGCUGCAAGUCAUUUUGACAGUGUUGAGUCUGCAGGACCUGUGCUGUCGUUCUAUCGUGUCCUGCACUCCAGUGCACCUCGUGGACAAGCUUCCCCUUCCUGUUGCCUUAAAAAGCCACCUAAAGUCCUUCUCCAUGGCCAACGGUCUCAAUGCCAGGAUGAUGCACGGUCGUUCCUACUCUGUCAUAGCCAGCAGUGCUAAAAAGAGGAACGGAACGAAAAAAUCCAAAGUCAUCUAUCCACCGCUGAGCCCAUCCCAGAACUGUACACAAACAAGCUGCAAGAUUUCAUAGUUUAGUGCAGUUACAAUACACACUCAAAAUGCAAUGUAUACAAGGAGUUUAAAACCACCACCACAGUCUUAUAAUAAAUAAGAAUGAUGUACGGCUUUUUGGUCUAUCUACUGAUCUAUUAAAGGUGCAGUGUGUAAAUUUUAGCGGCAUCUAGUGGUGAGGUUGCGAAUUGCAACCAACAGCUCAGUCCACUGCUCACCCCUCGCUUUUGAAACGCAUAGAGAAGCUACGGUAGCCGCCAUCGGAAAAACAUGUAAUUGACGGAGACAACUUAGCAAAAAAAGUUUGUCCGUUAAGGGCUUCUGUAGAAACAUGGCGGCACAAAAUGGCGACUUCCACGUAAGGGGACCCUCGGUGUAUGUAGAUAAAAACGUCUCAUUCUAAAGUAAUAAAAACAUAACGGGUCAUUAUAAAAAGGUCUUUACACACCCCUGAUAAUAUAGUUUUGUAUAUUAUUUUGCAUUUCUGUCAAGAGAUCCUUUUAAAAAUUACACACUGCACCUUUAAGUGAUCGACCAAAUUUCACUAUGUCAUACAUAUGUGAGGCAGUUGUAAAAGUGAAGAUCUGUUUAUAAAUGUUGCCAAAACUUUGUAAUGCUCUACAUUGUUUAAAUAUAUGUACAAGUUCUUUUGUCUUGUAAAUGUAUUGAAACUUGAUGGUACUGGAUUUUCUUGUGGAGAACUCUUUUGCUACUGAACCUGGACCAAGCCAACUGCAGAAACUGGCAGUACACUUUCAAAAUGGACCUUACUGAUAAUAAUACCAGCUUAAUUUUCCUAUAAUACUUGUUUCUUCUGACACUUUUCAGGGGCUAUGAGGAAAAAGUCAUGGUUGACACACACAGCUCUUUGUAUUGUGUAAAUAAUCUGUUUUGUUUGAUACUACAAUUACUAAUUAUUGUGAUACACUUGAUUAGUGGCCAAUAUUGUACGUUUAUGGGAAACACACCAAAGACAUGGGAGAUU
Misgurnus anguillicaudatus (oriental weatherfish) is the source of this 2487-nucleotide messenger RNA. It is a transcript of the gene rab40b, whose product is annotated as RAB40B, member RAS oncogene family. Gene Ontology annotation, biological process: intracellular signal transduction. The record is from RefSeq and is a predicted model, not a curated record. Lineage: Eukaryota; Metazoa; Chordata; Actinopteri; Cypriniformes; Cobitidae. Gene Ontology annotation, molecular function: GTP binding; GTPase activity.